Messenger RNA from Colletotrichum gloeosporioides, 1500 nucleotides. Its product is annotated as Long-chain-fatty-acid--CoA ligase FadD13. The record is from RefSeq and is a predicted model, not a curated record. Gene Ontology annotation, molecular function: medium-chain fatty acid-CoA ligase activity. The transcript has a single exon. Lineage: Eukaryota; Fungi; Ascomycota; Sordariomycetes; Glomerellales; Glomerellaceae. Gene Ontology annotation, biological process: fatty acid metabolic process. Bases 1 to 1500 code for a protein of 499 amino acids.
AUGGCUGGUCUCUUCGCGCCAGACCCUGUCCUGCUGCAUGCACGUUUACGGCCGGCCAGCCUGGCCUGCAUCGAUCUCGCAACCAACCGAAGAUGGACGUAUGCGGAACUCAACUCCGACAUACAGCGCGCAAUCACAGUCUUGUCCGCAUACGCCGUCGAGGCCGGUGACAGGGUUGCCACCGUGUGCAUCAACAGCGUUCAUCAGAUCAUACUUCAACAGGCCUUGAUGAGGCUUGGAGCCAUCUUCGUUCCCCUCAAUUGGCGCCUGGCCCAGCCCGAGCUUUCUAAGCUGUUGGAUGACUGCACGCCAACAAUCAUUUUUACAGAUCGAGACCCACCCGCGCUACCUCUUGACUGCCGCCACAUUGAAUUUUCUAGAUUCUGUGAGGAGGUCGAUAAUGCAGACCCCAAACACCGACUCCAAUCAAGGUCGUCACAGCAGACGAGCAUUAUUCUUUACACUUCUGGAACGUCGGGCACGCCGAAGGGUGUGAUUCUGACUGCUCAGUCCAUACUGGCUACCACUGUCGACUUCAGCGUUUUGACAGAAGCCGAUACGGGAUGCGUCUUCCUCUGUGACGGGCCGAUGUUCCAUUUCAUGGGUCUCAUUGCGCAGAUCUGGCCGCCUCUAAUGCGAGGCGGCACGCUGCUCGUGUCCCCGAGAUUCAACCCUGAAGCGACCAAUCGCCGUCUGAGUGAUCCUCAACUUGGAAUCACACAUUACUUCUGUGUCCCUCAGAUGGCGGAGGCGCUAAGUAGAGCAGUCAACUUUGACCCAUCAGCAUGGCUCACCCUCAAAGCCCUCUUCACGGGAGGUGCUCCCAACCCCCCGGCGCGCAUCAAGUGGUGGCUUGACCAAGGCAUUUGUAUGGUUGAUGGGUAUGGUUCAACAGAGAUGGGAACGAUAUCUGGUAUGCCGCUUUCUCCCGAGAUGAUCAUCAAGAAAGCUGGCUCUGUGGGUCAUCCAGGUCCGUUGACUUCUAUUCGCGUUGUUGAUGACGAGGGUGAGCCACUACCACCAAGGGCCAUGGGAGAGGUUCUCGUAUCUAGGGAUUUCUCAACUCCGAUUUACUGGAACAAUGUGGAAGAAGAUAUCGCGAGUUUGACACCAGAUGGAUGGUUCCGGACAGGUGACCUUGGAUGGGUAGACGAGGAUGGCUUCAUUUUUCUUGUCGAUAGGCGGAAACACAUGUUCAUCUCUGGAGGUGAGAAUGUCUACCCAGCGGAGGUUGAGACGGUUCUGAUUGAGCAUCCCGAUAUUUUGGAGGCCUCUGUGGUUGGAGUUCCUGAUGAGACUUGGGGUGAAGCUGGGCGGGCGUAUGUUGUCACCUCGUCUGGAUCUGGAGUCCUCCAUACGGACAUGGUUAUGCAUUGCCAAUCUCGCAUUGCGCGAUUCAAGAUACCAAAGGAGUUCAUUUUCGUGAACGGACUACCGAGGACAGGGUCUGGAAAGGUUAUGAAGUACCUUCUUAGCGAAGAUACUGUAUCUAGACUCUAA